UUUUAUUUCCUUCCCGCCAGAUCACACUUGGGUUGCAUCAAAUGUUUAUGAAGAUUUGCCACCAUUCGCCAUUCAUGCUGGUCAUGAUUCAGAUGGUGAUGCCAUUUACGUGGGACGUGCUUAUCACAACGGUGACAUGUUGCCAGCCAAAGUAGUACCAAGCAAGAAACAAGCUUAUGUUGCCUGGGGCGGUGAGGAAAUCAACAAGCACGAUGUUGAAAUUUUAACCGGUCAUCAUUAUGUUUGGAUUCCCGGCAGCGGUGGCAGUGUACCUCCUCACGCCUUGCAGGUUGGACAAACUAGCGAUGGUGAACCUUUGUAUGUGGGUCGUGGUCAUUGGGCUGGCAGUUUGACUCCUGGUAAAAUUCAUCCUUCCCAUGGUUGUUUGUACAUUCCCUAUGGUGGCGGUGAACACAAAUUGGACCACUAUGAAGUCCUGGUGCAACCAGAAACUUGGGUUUCCUCCUCCGGCAACAAUAUCGUGCCCGGUACCAUUCUAGCCGGCCAUGAUGCCGAUGGUGAUCCAAUUUAUGUUGGCCGUGCCUAUCAUGAUGGCGACUUAUUACCUGCCAAGGUUGUGCCCAACAAGGGCUGCGCGUAUGUGGCCCACGGCGGUCAGGAACAUUCCAAAUAUGACUUCGAGCUGUUGGCUGGUUACGGUUAUGGCUGGGUACCCGAUUCUAAUGGCAGUGUACCUCCCAGUUCUGUUGUUUGUGGUCGCACCUGCGAUGGCGAACCUUUGUACAUUGGUCGUGGUCAUUGGAGUGGCAGUCUGACACCUGGUAAAAUUCAUCCCUCUCAUGGUUGUUUGUACAUACCUUUCGGUGGCCAAGAGGUACGCAUCCAUGAUUAUGAGGUUUUAGUCAGAGCUUAAUUAAUGUUUGGUGGUUCUAUUAAGAGAACUUUUUAUGCUUUUCCACAUCCAAAAUAAUUUAAUUUUAUUUUAUUUAAUGUAUUACUAUGUACUAAUAUUUUUGUUAUGAUUUUUAUUUAAUAAAAUAAAAAAAAUAUUGAAAUUUUUCCAUUAUGGAAUAAUUUUAAACAGUA
This is a messenger RNA of Calliphora vicina (urban bluebottle blowfly), 1047 nucleotides long. RefSeq lists its product as uncharacterized. The coding region runs from base 137 to 874 and encodes 245 amino acids. Lineage: Eukaryota; Metazoa; Arthropoda; Insecta; Diptera; Calliphoridae. The transcript has 2 exons. The record is from RefSeq and is a predicted model, not a curated record.